UGCAGAUGGGGAAAAUAAAAAGCUGCGCACACGCUCCAAAGGAACCAAGGUUCAAGUGGACUCUAUAGCUCAAGAGCUCAGUGCCUACAAAUGCUCCAUGGCUAAGAAGAGAAAAGCUGAAGAUCAGAUAUCAGGUGUUCCCGUCAAUAAAAGGAAGUCCCUGUUAAUGAAACCCCGCCACUACAGCCCCAGCUUGGAAUGCAAAGAAGAAAAUGAAGACAGGACAGAGUUACAGGAAGAUAUCAGUGUCCUCAAAAGCAGCUCAACUCCAGAGGAGAGUACUCCAAAAUCAUCUGAGGAAACCCCUCAUUUGGGUGGGCAAGAAAAUUCCAGUCAAAGAAAAGAAAAAUACUCCAGCUAUCAAGAUACCGUGGCCAAAUCUUUGAUGAACAUGGGAAAAGUAGCAAAAGAUUCACCCAGUCAAACAGUGGCAGAAAAUCUAAAUGAUAGUGGCAUUCAAUCCUUAAAAACAGAAAGUGAUGACACUGAUGAAUGUUACCUGAUUAGCUCAGCUGAAGGAAAGGAAAAGAGUGCUAUUUCUGACCCAAAAUACUGUUCAUCUGAGGAAAAUGAAAGUAAUUCUGAAAUUAUGGACAACGAGUGGGAUAGCUCUUCAAAUUUCUCAGAAGAAACCAGUGUAAAGCCCCCUGUAACUCAGAAAUAUAUUGUAGAGUGUAACCAACCCAGCAUCCUGGAAGUCCCAGAAAUUAAGAAGGAAGAGGUUGAAUAUGGCCCUUGUGAAGCACUGUGUGACUCAGAAGCAGAGCUAAGAGCACCCCAAGAGCCUCACUCAGAUCCCUUUGAGAAGAGAAUUCAGAAUCUCUUCCCUGAAAGUGAGGAAGAUGACAACGAGUGCCUGUCAGAAACCACAGACGUGUCAGUUGAGCUGGACAAAACAAAAGGGAACUUGAGUUUGCUAGAGCAAGCGAUCGCUCUGCAGGCAGAGCAAGGGCAUGUGUUCCACAGCACCUACAAGGAACUGGAUAGGUUUCUCCUGGAGCAUCUAGCAGGGGAAAGGAGACAAACCAAAGUUAUUGACAUUGGUGGGAGACAGAUAUUUAGCAGCAAACAUUCACCCAGGCCUGAAAAGAGAGAAACCAAAUGCCCCAUCCCAGGAUGCGAUGGCACAGGGCACGUGACUGGGCUGUACCCUCACCACCGCAGUCUCUCAGGCUGUCCACAUAAAGUUAGAGUGCCACUAGAAAUUCUUGCCAUGCAUGAAAACGUUUUGAAGUGCCCCACCCCAGGAUGCACUGGAAGAGGACACGUCAACAGCAAUCGCAACACACACCGAAGCCUUUCUGGUUGUCCAAUUGCUGCAGCUGAAAAGCUGGCAAUGUCCCAGGAAAAGAACCAGCUCGAGUCUCUUAAAAAAGCUGGGCAGUGCCAUGAUCAGACUCACAGGACAAAUUUAGCAAAGCAGCCUGAGGUAUCUCAGUACAGUUACAGAACUUCACAGCCAGUCACUUCCUCCAGAGGCACCCUAGUGAAAGAACAGGAGAAGUUUGGGAAAGUCCCAUUUGAUUAUGCCAGUUUUGAUGCACAAGUCUUUGGAAAACGCACAACAGCACCUGUGUCACAAGGUCAAAAACCACCUCAGUUUCUUGAAUCAAAGCAUUUUUCAAAUCCAGUGAAAUUUUCUAAUCGGCUGCCUAGUGCUAGCGCCCACACACAGAGCCCUUGCCAUGCCAACUCUUAUAGCUACGGUCAAUGUAGUGAAGACACCCACAUAGCAGCAGCUGCUGCUAUCCUGAACCUUUCCACCCGCUGCAGGGAAGCAGCAGAGAUCCUCUCCAACAAACCACAGAGUCUGUCUGCCAAGGGAGCUGAGAUAGAAGUGGAUGAAAAUGGCACACUGGAUUUGAGCAUGAAAAAGAAUCGAAGCCAAGACAAAGUUAUGCCUCUCACUUCUUCCAGCACAGCACUUCCCACUCCUUCCUCUUCUCCUUUCAAAGCAAGCAGCAUCCUGGUAAAUGCAGCCUUCUACCAGGCACUUUGUGAACAGGAAGGCUGGGAUACACCAAUCAACUACAGCAAGACUCAUGGCAGGAAAGAAGAAGAAAAAGAGAAAGAUCCAGUGGGCUCUCCAGAAAACAUGGAGGAAAAGAAGUACCCAGGAGACGUCUCCAUACCGAGUCCUAAACCCAAGCUCCAUUCAAGAGAUCUCAAAAAGGAACUCAUCACCUGUCCAACCCCAGGCUGUGAUGGCAGCGGUCAUGUAACAGGAAACUAUGCCUCACACCGCAGUGUUUCUGGGUGCCCAUUAGCUGACAAGACAUUAAAAUCCCUUAUGGCUGCUAACUCUCAGGAGCUCAAGUGCCCAACACCUGGCUGUGACGGCUCUGGCCACGUGACAGGGAAUUAUGCAUCCCACAGAAGCUUGUCUGGUUGUCCUCGUGCCAGGAAAGGAGGUAUCAAAGUCACUCCUACCAAGGAAGAAAAAGAAGACCCUGAACUUAAAUGUCCAGUGAUAGGCUGUGAUGGCCAAGGUCACAUAUCAGGUAAAUACACUUCUCAUCGCACUGCUUCUGGUUGUCCUUUGGCUGCCAAGAGACAGAAGGAGAGUCCUGUCAAUGGGUCUUCACUACCCUGGAAACUGAACAAACAAGAGCUGCCACACUGUCCUUUGCCAGGCUGCAACGGGCUGGGUCAUGUUAAUAAUGUUUUUGUCACCCACAGAAGCCUGUCUGGUUGUCCUCUGAAUGCACAAACCAUAAAAAAGGGCAAAAUUUCGGAAGAAUUAAUGACUAUCAAGCUUAAAGCAAGUGGUGGUAUUGAGAGUGAUGAAGAAAUAAGACACUUGGAUGAGGAAAUAAAAGAACUGAAUGAAUCCAAUCUAAAAAUUGAAGCUGACAUGAUGAAACUUCAAACUCAGAUCACAUCUAUGGAGAGCAAUUUGAAAACAAUAGAAGAAGAGAACAAACUCAUAGAGCAGAACAACGAGAGCCUGUUGAAGGAGUUAGCUGGCUUGAGCCAAGCCCUUAUCUCCAGUCUCGCUGACAUUCAGCUUCCGCAGAUGGGGCCAAUCAGUGAGCAGAAUUUCGAAGCAUAUGUAAAUACACUCACAGACAUGUACAGCAAUCUGGAACGGGACUAUUCCCCCGAAUGCAAAGCUCUGCUGGAAAGUAUCAAACAGGCAGUGAAGGGCAUCCAUGUGUAGGAUGUGAAAGCUGCUGGGCAACAGAAAUUACUUAACAGCAGUAAACUCCAGAUGGAUCUGUUAGGAGUUCAUGUACUGCUAAGGGGUGUAGGUUGCCAUGCUGCAUUUACAAUUGCAACAUUGCACUAAUUUUUUCCCAGCUGACAUAAAAAAGAAUAAAACCACAACAGACUAUUUGUAUUAACAGCAAUGCACUCUGUUAGUAUAUUGUAUUUAUUUCAGUACAAUUUCUUUUUUUUUCUUCUUUUGCACUCAGUUUUUGUAAAGUGAAUGUAAAAAGUGUGUGCGACUAUUUUUUAUAUUUUUUAUUUAUUUCUAAUCAAAGAGUUGUUUUUUUUAUCUUUUAACAGCAUUUUUGCGGCCUGCCAUAUUUUUACAAAUGUGUUUAAUUAUUUAUUUUCCAAUGGGAUUUUAAAUAGACUGAAAGCUAUACUGUAAAUUAAAAAAUAACUUGCUGGGUUUGUACAGGAAGAAAAAAAAAACCUAUGAAAGUAACAAAUGACUGAACCGUGGUUCUAGUUUUAUUUUCCUCGCAUCCUGCUUUUUUAUAAUGGCUUUGUAUCAGAAAUGGGUUUGCAGUAACAUGAGAUGUGAAGAUGCAUGGAAUGAGAAGAUAAAUGGUGCCCACUAGUGGGGAACUUGGGCUCUUAAAAGCACAGUAUGCUGGAAAACAGUGUGUUAAUGAAUAUGUUAGCAAUAAUGAAAUAUAGCAAUCAGCAAAGCACUUGACUUGGCUGUGUGAUUUAGCCGAUGAGAAUGAUUAUUUAAAACGUUUCAAGAGAACUUCAGAUUUAUUUUACCACUGCGGUUUUUGUUCAAAGUUAGCUCAUGGAGGGAAAUGACAAAUAUCUCACAACAAGAAGGGUAAUUAGGUAGGUACUGGUACUUUUUUAGUAUGAGACGUUGAGGUUUUAAGCAAGUGACCAGUAUUGCAAUGGAUUUGGAUUUAAAAACACGCGAACACAUCCCAAGCUAAAGGCUUUGUACAUAUGAGUCGAACACAUCUCCCCUGAAAUGGCAUUUAAUACUGGUUUGAAGGUAAUGGCAGCUGAGAAGGCAGCGGCCUGGAGGGCAGCAACACCCCUCUGGCACCACGGCGGUCGCUCGUCCCUUUGAACGACCGGUGGCAACACCGUGACUGGUUUCUCCCAUCCUUCUUCACUAAGACUAGGCCGAUACUGAAUUUGUCACCAGCCUUCUGGUAGGGUGCCAAGUGCUACAGAGCAGACAGGCAGGUGGAGGUGUGGACAGACGAGCACUUGCGCAGAGGUGCGGGCACGCGCCUCGGUAUCCGGUUAGCCUGGGUGUGGAACUUCUGAAUCCGUCAGAAACUAGCGGUUGCUGUAACAGAGGCAAUGUCUAUUUCAGGGAUUGUAAGUAAUUAAGCAUUGUUUCAGAAGUUUUUUUUAUAUUUAUUUUUUUUAAGAAAAAGGUAUAAACAACCAGCUAAACUGCCUUUUUUGUAUGCACACACACCUCAUGUGCAUAUGUGCCUCAGUGUAAAUGUAUACAUGGAUCUAGCGUGUGUUUAAUUUUUCCGUGCUAUAAUGAAAGUGUUUAUUUUUAUUAGCCGCAUUUAUAUUUAGAUUGAAUAUGAUGGCAUUCACGGGCUUGACAUAUACAAUUAUAUUAUUACUGUUCCUGCACAAAAGUACUAUUCAGAAGUGAUUCAACUCUCAUGCACUGUGGUCACUGUUCUGCAUUAGGUGGGGCUUGCUUUUUGUUGGGGGGUUGAUUCAACUCUCCAAUCUUAGUUUAGACAGGGGAAAAUGUGUGUUCUUAGGAGCUGUGUUUAUUUUUAAAUUGAUUUUUCAAAAGCUACCAUAUGUGCUGUCUAAUAUAAAUAGGAGAACACCAAACAAAAAUUUGCUAUUAAAGUUAUUGUUCUUGCUAAAACCACAAAAAAGCAAACAUUUGUUAUACUUGUUAAAUGCAUACAAAAGGAGUUCAUUCAUUACAAAGACUAAAAUUUAAUUUACUAAAUAUUUUAAAAAUUUGUUAUAUAUUUUAUUUAAGUAAAAAAAUUCUCUUACUGACCUAUGUAUUUAUUAUUAUGAUUUACUAUGACUUAAUUUUUCUGUGUUUGGUUGUUUGCUCAGGAUGUUCUGUGAAGUAUGUUUGUAUUUAUUUGCCUCCCUUGUACUUGAUGUGUUUUGUACUGUGCACUGGGUUUUUUUUUCUUUCUGUUUUUCUUUUUUUUGCGUUUAAAUGCAUUGAUGAGCUAUACUGUAAAUUAGACCUUUUGUAAAGAGCAAUGAUGUAUGCAUUUUUUAAUUUGGAGUAGUUUGUAUACUGUUUCUUCAUACAAUUAAUAUUUCUUACAUCAAAACAACAAAAUUGUGUUCUGUGCUGUACAUUUGGUGUAUGGUAGGAAAUAAAAUUGAUAAUGAAAUAUUGCAGCAAGUUUGUUGGGUUUUUUAGCCUCUAGAUGCUGACUUAUAUUACACUUCCUUAACUGCACGUGGCACUAUAAGAUGGGUCAGAUGUUUCACUUGCUUUCUACAAAAUGUAGAAAUGUGUCAUCCUGGUAAGUAAAUUUCUCAUAUAAAUAAUUUAAUUAGUGUUUUACUUUGUCAAUUUGAAAUAAGGAGGAGAAAACCAGAACCGCUUAAGAGGUCUUUUCACUUCUGAAGGAAAAAAAAAUCAAGAUGAUAAUCACUGCAUUAUUUAACGCAUUCUUUUCUUGGCAGUUGUAGACUUCAUUUAUACUGAUAAAGUACAGGAUUUGUGCUGACCUUUAACAGCUGCUAAAUGAUGUUUAAACAUAAAAGCCAUUGUAAAGUUUCCAGCAAUUUGGAACCGCCCACUGUUCCAGUGCAAUUUUCUGCUGAGAAUUGCAGUGCUUAGACAUUGCAGAAAUAAAAAUCUGCUGGUUUUAGAAAGACAAUAUUUCCAUCUAAUGGACUUUUUUUUUCACUGCUUGUUGUAGCAAAACCAGGCCACUUUUAUUUAGGAUGCAGGCUAAUGGCUUCAGGAGCAUUUCUUGCCUCAGAUUCCAACUUUCCACCGAUAGAGAAUAAUUUUCAUUUGGAAAAUAAGUCAAAUUUAAAUGCCAUAAACUAGCUGAUAAUUAUUUAUUUGAAUAGACAUAUUUAGAUAAACCAAAAUGGACUGACACAAAAAAAAAUGACAUGUCCUGCAUUUAGCUAGAAGGGAACUUAAAAAUUUGCAUCACAUGAAUCCAGAAAGCUCACAAAUCUUGCCAGGUUUGAAGCUGUAGAGUCAGCAAAGGGCUGGAAUGAAGACAGACCUGUGCUGGGAAGCUGUGCUCCUAUGAAAUUCAGACUUCUCUUUGUUCUAGGACACUUAUCCAAGGGCACCAUGAACUGUUUCUUUGCAAUAGUUAUUAUUUAUGUAAUAUGACAAUUAAUAUAAAAUAAUAUUUUAAGGGUUCUUAAAAUUAACUAUUAAACUUCUGCUGUGGAUCUUCAUAUCAUGAGACACUAGGGGGACAGUCUCUUCUUAUACAUCACAGAAGCAGAAACAGGUAUGUCUUAGCAAAGUGCCUUAAUGAUUAACAGAUAAAGACUGAGGCAAACAUUUUCAUUUUGUCUGGCUGCCUAAAUUCAAAUCACAAAUUUAGAAGGCCUUUUUGUCAGACUGACAACUCUUCUCAUUUCAUUUUCAACGUUCAAUACUAAAUAUGGUUAUCUGCUUUUUAUAAAACUGGGGAAAGGCAGUGGUAUGAGGAUGAUGUUGGGCUCUACAUACACCAAAGAAAACUAUGCUCUAAUCUCAAAUAUUUCCAGCAAUCUGAGACAAGGAUUGUGACCAAAAAACCACUUCCUAGUGGUUUUGGAUAGGAAUAUGCUAUCCACAGUGAAGGGAUUAAAUUAUUAUUAUUCUUAUCUAAAGACUAUCUACAGUCAUCUUUAAAUAACUUGCUUUGAUAAUGUUUCGGUGUUGAAAUUACAUCUUUUUUCCAUUAAAAAACCUCAAAACAGUUAAGCUAUAUUCAUUAUUAAACUAAUAUAAGCUGGGGGGCUGGGGAUAUCCCAAAACAACAAAAACCAUUGUGCUUGAACAAACUUCCCAACUAUUUUCAUCUUCUGAAGAUUCUAUUUUUAACAAAUGUUCUGUAACUAUGCCUAUAGAUAGGGGAGAAGUGCUUAAUUCAGUAAAAAAUACAUAAAUUCAAAUUUCUGAAUUAACUUGAAAGGAAUUGAGGCUUUAAAUAUGAAAGAGAAGGAAGGGGAGUAAGAACAGUCAACAUCUGCUGUCCUGACAGCUCAGGAAGCCUAUCCGCUCUCUUAACUAACCAUGAUAAAGAGUUUUGAGUCUAUGAUGUAGAAAAUAGAUUCUGUAGAAAACAGAUUCUGUUUUCUACUGCAGUUUUAUCUCUAUUUACUAAUUAAGCAUCUCUUCUCUCUUGCUGACUUAGUGUAUAUAUCUAACUGUGUCAUGGCUUUUCUACUCAAUGCCCCUUUGUUCUACUUACACUGCACUUUUAAUAAGUCACAGGAUUUCUUGAUGGGAAUUUGUAAUCAUGCAGUGACACAGAGUUAUGACACAAGUCCUCUUCUUGGUUUCCUCCCGUGUUCAUUUAGUGCAAUACAUUCUACCUGUCUUGCAAAUUCUGCCAUGCCUACACUGUUUUUAUGAUUUAUGCAGCUGUGUAACUUGGAUGCUGCCAGGAGAUCUGCACCAAAGUCCUUUGUUCAACUUGCUCAGGAUACUGUGGGAUGAGAGCUCCAUUUAGCUUUUGUGUAAUGUAGGACAGUGACCUACUUUCAGUACCUUUCAAUAUCUCAUUCUGGCUUGGUUUUCUUCUGUCUCUUUUGCUCUAGUAAGUCUUAGACAGCCAAGCUUACACAUAAUUGCAUCAGGGAUUAGUCUGAUUUCCUGUCUGACUUCAUGGUACAAAUUGCUUCAACUCCACUCCAUUCUUAACCAGUGUUCUCAGGGACAUUGUCUAAGUAAAUCUCAGGACUUUUCAGUUAUGUGAUAGCAAUUACUAUUUAGGUUGCUGCUGUCUGCUCCUGAAACUAUUAUUGCACAAGAUUUUUUCCAACCAGCUUUUGAUGCCCAGCACCAGCAUUUGGUGCUCGGCUCCACAUCCCUUGGAGGAACCUCUUUUUUAGAAGCUAAAUGCACAGCUAUUUUUGUCAAGCAGGGCCUUUUCCAAAUUCCCUUCUCUGGCCAAUUCAAAUUUCCAUCUACUAAGUUUUCAUAUUAUUUCAUAGCAUUGUUUAUAUACAUACAUAUAUAUAUAUCUUGUUAACACUUGUUUGCACAAACAAUACAUCAUAAAAUUCCAGGUGGGUUCUUGUACCCAUCCCAGGUAUUGAAGAAAACAUUGCCUUUAUUUUCCCAGGCCUGGUUCUCAACCAAACCAAAGUCUUCGUUUACUGUUUGUGCAUACCUUUUUAAUUUGUUUUUUUAACUUUGUUUUUCCUUCUGACAGAAAAUAAAAAUAAAAAAAGAAGAGAAACCAAAGGAAUUAAUCCCAUGGAAUUAAUCUCAUUCUUUCUUUAACUGACAAUGCCGUCGGUCCAAAUGUUUCCCUGAAGCUGGGUCUAGGGUUGAAGCUCUCUGGCUAGAAAUAUUUCCUAAUUACAGUAACAUGUAGCAUUUUACAUGCACCCUGUGCUUCCUUCUAAAACAGUAAACAAAAUCUGAAUUAGGACCUAGGUUCAAUCCUGAUUUCAAAAUUAUUGGGAUGAAAUUGAUCCGAUCCUUUAGAUGCAGGAUCAGCUUAGUUCCUUUGCGAGAGAAGUGCCUACAAUUGGGAAUUAGUUUCUUUAAUUCUGAUGUAUGGUCAAAAAAGUUUUAGGGAAGGAAUUAAGGUUUUAAAAAGCUCAUAAGA
Molecule: messenger RNA, 8966 nt
Organism: Prinia subflava (tawny-flanked prinia)
Lineage: Eukaryota; Metazoa; Chordata; Aves; Passeriformes; Cisticolidae
Gene: ST18
Product: ST18 C2H2C-type zinc finger transcription factor
Exons: 20
Coding region: 98-3160 (1020 amino acids)
Biological process (GO): regulation of transcription by RNA polymerase II
Cellular component (GO): nucleus
Molecular function (GO): DNA-binding transcription factor activity, RNA polymerase II-specific; zinc ion binding; RNA polymerase II cis-regulatory region sequence-specific DNA binding
Source: RefSeq, a predicted model, not a curated record